Molecule: messenger RNA, 1057 nt
Organism: Mercurialis annua (annual mercury)
Lineage: Eukaryota; Viridiplantae; Streptophyta; Magnoliopsida; Malpighiales; Euphorbiaceae
Exons: 4
Coding region: 185-904 (239 amino acids)
Biological process (GO): regulation of DNA-templated transcription
Molecular function (GO): double-stranded DNA binding
Source: RefSeq, a predicted model, not a curated record
ACAGUUUGUAACUUCAACUUUUAUAAAUUUGUACAUUGAUACCACUUGAUAAAUAAAUUAUUUAUCUUCUCCACAUAGUUCUGUAACUGCAAGAUUGCAAAUUUACACCGAUUCUUCUUAUGGAUAAUCAUAGUGUUCGAUGUUUGAUCAAUUUAAAGAAAUAAAAUGCAAGGAUAAGAUUUGAAUGCUAGGUAGCACGGACACGGAUACGGGAAAACGGGACACGGACACGGAUACGGGAAAACGGGACACUUGGACACGGCGAAACGGGAUGCUAGGAAGAUCAUCAGCUUCUCCUCUAUCAACCUUGGAUUCUGGAACACGUUUGAACUUUUUAAAUCCUGAUCUUCCAACAGCUGCACCAUGGAUUGUUCGUUUGAAUGGGGAUAGUACGUUCAACUGGGGAAUAUCGACUUCGCAAUUAUCUCCUAAGAAGUGGAUCGUACAUUCAACUGCACAAGUUGAUAAUUCAACUUUAAAUGAUGAAGAGAAGAAGACAUGGGAAGCAUGCAGAGAAGCACUAUCUGCAUUUGAAUUCAGUACCGAAGAGAAAGACAAGAUACUCGGAAAAGCAUUUGGCUUCGUGCAUUCGCCUUACUGGGGCGAAGAACGAAAACAAGAAGUCCCGAAAUAUGAAACUGUUUGUGAAAUACUUGAUUUUCUGAGGAGUCUAGGACUUUCUGAUGAAGAUCUUUACAAGGUAGUCAAAAAAUUUCCUGAAGUUCUCGGUUGUAAUAUUGAAUAUGAAUUGAAAAACAACGUGAAGAUACUCGAAAAGGAUUGGGCGAUAAAAGGAAAAACAUUAAGAAAUCUUCUCCUUCGAAAUCCGAAAGUAUUAGGUUACAAUGUUGACUGCAAGGGAGAUUGUGUGGCACAAUGCACACGGUGUUGGGUUCGGUUUUAGAUCAUCUAUCCUGAAACCAAAGGGAGCAUCACACAUUACUGUUCUUGUUAUAUAUUUUGUAUGUAAAUCAUUUCAUGGAAUAUAGUCGUACAUAAACCGGAAAGAAAAUGAUUAAUUUUUUAUUUUAUUUUUAAAAGUGUUGAUUGUAUGUUA